AGCCAGUGUUUUUCAUGAGGUGGCGAAAGGAGUAACAAGCUGGAAGGCAGCAGUGCGAAAUAUUCGUGAACAUUUUACCAAUUUCCGGCCAGCUGAUUAUGCUAGCGUAAGGCAUAACCCUUUCCCGUCGCCGCUAGCGUACCAGUGUUACCCGUGUGCUGUAGAGAAUCUUGCCAGCUGCUCAAGAAAACCGUACCCUUAUCAGAAAGGACGAUCGACGACAACAACAACGCGGAACGAAACUACCUCCGCGCGCACCUCCCAUUCAAGUCAUAGCCGAUUCGAACGACGACGGUGAAAUAUCAUCAUGUUCCGACUAGCGGUUACGUCACGGUUCCUCUGUCAGCAGCUUGCCCGGACGGAGCUGGCCACCAGUGGCAUGCGGGCGCUGCAAUCUGCCACCAGCGCUUCCGCGUUCACCAGCACCAGACGGACGGCACACACGACGCAUGGCAUUAGCAGUGCAAGAUCGCUGUCCACCUCGCAGCCCAAGUUGCAAAGCGAAGAGGUGGAAUUAACAUUCGUGCGCGCCAAUGGAGAACGCGUGAAGGCGAAGGGCAAGAUUGGAGACUCACUAUUGGACGUCAUCGUUAACAACAAUAUCGAUUUUGAAGGAUUCGGCGCUUGCGAAGGAACGCUAACGUGCUCCACGUGCCACCUAAUCUUCUCGAAAGCGGACUACGACCGUCUGCCGGAAAAACCAAGCGACGAGGAGCUGGACAUGCUGGAUCUAGCAUACGAGCUGACCGACACCUCCCGACUCGGCUGCCAAAUCACACUGUCGAAGGACCUGGAGGGGCUCGAGGUGCGUGUACCGGCCACUAUCAACGAUGCUCGCAGCUAAGGGCGUUGCUCCUGCUCCGGUGCGCAUUCCGAGUAGUCUUCUAUCGCCAGUGAACAAACUCCGAACGCGCCUCCUCCGCGGUAGCUUUUCGAUGUAAGCAGCAAGUGCAACAGCGUCGCUACAACAUAUCGCUAAUGUUAUUGCCUAUCGUUUUGUUUUUAUUUUUGUAUUUGUGUCCCUUCCUUGUUGUAAAUACGCUCAGCAAACACGUAACAGAUUCACCGGUUCUAGGGCUAGGAGGAUAUAGUUGUAUAAAAUUAACCAUACCGAUUUAAUCGAGUCUAUAAGCGAUAAAAAGAACGAUUCGUUCGAGGUGCUUGAGCUCGGCGCGAGAAGAGCCAAUUAAGUUUCAAGGCCAAUUAAUUAAGUUUCAAGGCCAAUUAACGGAACAGAAAGAGCAAUCCGAUUCUGUUGAGGAGAGGGGCAUCUUUUGUAAAGCACGAUAAAGCUGCCAAGUUUCGAUCCGUGUUUCAGGAUGCAUAAUGUAUGUUACCACUGUUCCAAUAUGGAUAAGUGACAAACAAUAGAUCAAAUUGUGCUGUACAUAAGGUGUGGUUGGGAAGCGACAGGCACGUGUUAUUUUUCAACAGGGACAAAUGUUAAAUAUAAUAGAUUCGACAUGGGUAGAACAAAAUAAAACUGCAAAACGCGUUUUACAAACUGCAAUAUCUAAAA
This is a messenger RNA of Anopheles coluzzii, 1519 nucleotides long. RefSeq names its product adrenodoxin-like protein 2, mitochondrial (gene Fdx2). The record is from RefSeq and is a predicted model, not a curated record. Gene Ontology annotation, biological process: positive regulation of oxidoreductase activity; P450-containing electron transport chain. NCBI's taxonomy places the organism in Eukaryota, Metazoa, Arthropoda, Insecta, Diptera, Culicidae. The transcript is spliced from 2 exons. Gene Ontology annotation, molecular function: 2 iron, 2 sulfur cluster binding. Gene Ontology annotation, cellular component: mitochondrion. Bases 308 to 844 code for a protein of 178 amino acids.